This is a messenger RNA of Epinephelus moara (kelp grouper), 2431 nucleotides long. It is a transcript of the gene fancg, whose product is annotated as FA complementation group G. The record is from RefSeq and is a predicted model, not a curated record. Gene Ontology annotation, cellular component: Fanconi anaemia nuclear complex. The transcript is spliced from 13 exons. Bases 87 to 1958 code for a protein of 623 amino acids. Gene Ontology annotation, molecular function: protein binding. Gene Ontology annotation, biological process: interstrand cross-link repair. NCBI's taxonomy places the organism in Eukaryota, Metazoa, Chordata, Actinopteri, Perciformes, Serranidae.
GGUGUUAGGACCCCUUUGACGAACGAGGGAAAGUUCAAACAAAACAGCACUUAUUUUUACAAAACAGUGAUUUAAUAUCUAGUGUAAUGUAUAAACCACUUUCUUUAUUAGAUAGAUGGAUCCAAGAAAACAACGAGCUGGUAAACAAAUGGAAGCAGCAAGAAAGAGGAGGAGAUGCCUCAAGCCGAGACCAGAGCCAGACCCAUCUGAGAUUGUGUUCCUCUGAGUUUCACAAACUUUUAAUGAAAAUCCAAGGUAUCCCUCCUCUUGCAGAUCACACACAGUUGGAGCUGACAGUGGUGUACAAUGCCUGUGUGUGUUCUGUAGCUCAGUCUCACUUCUCAGAGGCUGAGCUGUUGCUCACACGAGCCACAGAGAGAGUUCUCCAGAUGUCAGGAGUUGACUUUGUUGCUUCAGACCCUUCUGUGUUUUGGAGAACAGUUCUCAAAUCAGUGGGAAACACCGCUUUGAAUCGCUUUGUACUGUACCUCCUCUGUCUGCAGUGGGCAAUUUGGCUGUCAACUUGUCAGCUGAAAACUAUACAGGUUUUUCAGGAUGAGCUGUUCUCUGUGUUUGAGAGACUCUCUGCUGGAGUUCCUGAUGAUGGGAAGAGUGAGCCAAAGGGAAAGUCCUCUGAUUUUCCACUGCUGGUGAUGGACCCAAGAAUUCUUAUUGAAUUAUUGCAGAUCUGCACUUUGAUUGCCCAAGGUGCAGAAAGCUUGAGUGAGGGCCGGAGUUCAGAGGCGUUGUCUGGUCUGCAGACAGCUUCCUCCCUGCCUGCUCCCAGAACUCUAGUAGCGUACACACACCUCCUCUCAGGCCUUUGCCUCGCCCAUAUGAGCCGCCCUCAGAUGGCGUUGCAGUGUUACAGGAAAGCACUGGAGACAGACUCCCAGUGUGUGUGUGCUCUGUACCAGAGCAUGCUCAUCUACAGACAGCUUGGCAACACACAGACUGAGAUACAAGCGCUUCAUUUGCUGCACUCAACUUUGAUGUUACCCUCUGCCACAGAGCCUGCUCCGGCUGGUGCUCAUCUCCUCUCUCCGUCCCUACUGCUGCACAGCCAAUCAUUGAGCAGCCUGCUCUCAGUUCCCUCUGCCCUCUCUGUCCUUCACAGCCUAGCCUUGAAGUGUGUGCUCCAUGGCAGGGUGUCAGAGGGUGUAGAAUAUUAUUUGGACCUGCUGGCUGCUCUUCACUCAGAAGAUCAACAUGGAAUGCAUGCUGAGGGCCCUCCCCUCCCAAGGUUGCCCGAGCUUUACCUGCAGGCUGGCGCUGCCUUGCUCACGGCCCAGCGGCCAGCUGAUUGCAUGGCACUGUGCGAUGAAGUCAUCACUACAACACUGGACCUGCUGCCAGAGAAGUUGGUGUUGGAAGAGCCAGAAGAAAAGUGUGAGGCUCUGUGUGCAGAGGGUGAGGAUAGGGUGGCGACGGUGCUCUGGGCGGGGGCUGCCUACAUGCUCCAGGGUCACUGUCACGCUCACCUGAAGGACUGGAAACAAGCUGUGACUCACUACACAAGAUGUGUGAACCUGCUGGGGAAAGUGUGCUUUAAAAAGAGAGGUUUCCAACCACAGAUUCCCACUGCAGAUAUGGUUGGCAAGCAGGGGAUAGAUCUGUGUGUCCUGCAGAGGCUGAAGGGGCUCUCACUAGCUGGCAGGGGCAUCAGCUUCAUUCAGACAGACCAACUUAGAGAGGCACUGAGAGACCUCCAGCUCAGCAUGCAUGCAUUCCCAGGAGUCUUUCUGUGUACCUACAGGAACCCCAGUCUGGCCCUAUGUUGGACUCCACAGAGCUGCACCAGCGAAUACAGGAACUUGGUCCUUCUUUUUAGCAUAGAGAGACAAAAGAAGAAUACCCUAUCACUUACUGAACAGGAUCAACUUUCUCUGGCCUGUGAACUGAAACCCAUACGAACAACAAACACACAUCUACUGGGUCUACAAAAUAAAGAAUCUUGAAAGGGCUUACAGUGUUUGAAAGUGAGAGCAUGGUGUGCAUGGUGAACCUGGCAGGUGGUCUAUGCAUGAAAUGAAGAUUACCUGACAAACUGUUGUUUGGUCACUGAAGGUCUGAACUGGCUUUUAGGAAAUAAAAUGUGUACUUUGGCCACGCAAGCGUAAUCAAUACUGUUACUUUAAAGAUAUAUUAUGCUCUGAUAAAGCACAAUACAUACCACUUUAAAAGACACACACUAUAAACUGUUGCUACUGUAAAAUGUCUAUUUGUACAGAUUUUUGUAUGGAUUGUAUCUACAAAUAAAACGCACAAAUCAAUGUACACUUUUAUUCACACAUUUGCGGCUGUUAACAAGAGUAAAAGACCAAUUUUAUGUUUGUACAUUCCUCAAUAACAACGCGGUGGAAAUCAAUUGGAUGACACAAGUUUGGUGACAGGCUUAAACGACCAAUGAGAGGAAAGUUGGUGAAAAUAG